Messenger RNA from Nestor notabilis (Kea), 453 nucleotides. RefSeq names its product ORM1-like protein 2. Gene Ontology annotation, biological process: negative regulation of ceramide biosynthetic process; intracellular sphingolipid homeostasis; ceramide metabolic process. Lineage: Eukaryota; Metazoa; Chordata; Aves; Psittaciformes; Psittacidae. The annotation marks the transcript as partial. Gene Ontology annotation, cellular component: endoplasmic reticulum membrane. The record is from RefSeq and is a predicted model, not a curated record. The transcript has 3 exons.
GGCGUGGCUCACAGCGAGGUGAAUCCCAACACGCGGGUGAUGAACAGCAGAGGCAUCUGGGUGGCCUACGGUGCCUCGGUGGGCGUCCUCCACGUCGUGCUGCUCAGCAUCCCCUUCUUCAGCGUGCCCGUGGUCUGGACACUCACCAACGUCAUCCACAACCUGGUCAUGUACGUGCUGCUGCACGCGGUGAAGGGGACACCCUUCGAGACCCCGGACCAGGGCAGGGACCGGCUCCUCACACACUGGGAGCAGAUAGACUACGGGACGCAGUGCACCGCAGCCCGCAAGUUCCUCAGCAUCUCCCCGGUGGUGCUGUACCUCCUGACCAGCUUCUACACCAAGUAUGACCCCACACACUUCCUGGUGAACACAGCCUCGCUGCUCAGUGUCCUCCUGCCCAAACUGCCCCAGUUCCACGGCGUCCGUGUCUUCGGCAUCAACAAGUACUGA